UCUGAUAUAUAAAUCCUUUUGAGUGAUAGUUUCUGGUUUCUAUUUAAUGAUUUAGGGUCCAAGAACAUACAGCGCCAAAGAGGAAAAAGAAGAGUGUUAAUCCUGAUCACCCAAAACGACCGAAAGUGAAUGGGUAUUCUUAUUUUUGUGGUGAGAUGACCAAGGAAUUGGUUAGUUCAGGCAUAAAAGGUGUGCCUCUGAUGCUGAAAUUGUCCACGAUGUGGAAAGAACUGUCCGAGAAAGAAAGAGCAAAGUAUAAUUUGAAAUGUGCUAAGCAAAAAGAAGCUUACGUGAAAGAAGUAAUGGAGUACUCACAAGCACAUCCUGACGAUAUGGAGAUAAAAAAGAUCCUUGAAGAUGAGACACAUAGAAAGGCAAAGGUUUCUACCUCAAAGAAGACUACUAAAACAAAGGAAGAAUUAGAGUCAAGCGAGUUGGACGAUACAAUGAACACAACAAUGAAUGACACAGGCAGAACCAGCACACCAUUGAAAACUCCAAAAAAGAAAAAGAGGCAACAUGAUGAUGACAGCCAGGACUCUAGCCCAACAAAGAGUAAGAAGUCGAAAGUAAGGAAGGUUUGGACGGCAGAAGAGAUGCAUUUUGAAAGCAAAUAUGCAGAUUAUAAAGCCGAACAUCCGGACAUGGACGACGAUGUAGUGCGGAGAAAAAUUGCAAGCAAGUUUAAAAGGUUGUCCGAGGAGAAAAUAGCAAAAUACAAAAGAAAAGCAGAACAGAGGAACGAUGAAAGUGACUAGUCUAGAGUUAAUUUCUGAGUUUGAAUUUCUAUUCUACUCCAUAAAGUGUUCAUAUUCAUCCCCCAUUAUGUGGUGGGAAUAAAAGUAUGCUCUUGCCGGACAUUUUUGAUGACUUUACAGCUGCUCAAAGAUAGAGAUGUUAAAUGAGUUAUUGGAUUGACCAUAUACUAUUUUCUUGUGUGGCAGUUGAUGUCUAGAGAUAGUUUUUUAAACUUCAUUUGUUGACUGAAAUACUGUGAGGAGGGUUAUCGCCCUGUGAAUGAAAUAUUUUAGUAUUAUUGUUAUAGUUUGAAGAUUCUUUCUGAAACCUAAUGUUGUGACUAUGUCAUUUACUUAGCGGUCUGGGGUUACAAUAUUGGUCAUAAGGAGCAAUUUUUUUGUGAUUUUAGGAGAAUUUAUAAAAAAAAUAGUGAUGGAAAUAUUGAGAAUAUGUUUCAUUUAUACCUGUCAUGUGUUCUGUAGUUUCUAAUCAGAUAGUUACCUUAAGUUUGGUACAGAUAGAUACCUUAAGUUUGGUACAAAAUGAUGUAGCGAUCUGUAGUUAAUUAUGUAAGUUUUUUAUUGCACAUGUAUAGAAUUACUAAGGUAAAUGUACGAGGAUCUUUCAUCGACUACCAGUGUAGACCGGAUCACUAGCUGGAGGGUAACUGUUUACGGUGUUAAACAGGCUCUGCCGAGUUGCCACUAAACAGUUAACCGAGAGCUAGACAUUCCUCUCUGUAACGACAGGCGGUGUUUGAUUAUUUUUCUUGCAUAUUACAUGUUAAUCAUAUAUCAGAGAAAAAAAGUCUUGUAGUAGUCUAUGAAUUUACAAUUUCAUUCAUAAUGGCAAAAUGAUGUCAUUCUAAGAACGAAAUUCAUUCUUAUAAGGCGCGCAGGAAUGAUGUCAUUUGAAGCACGCAACUUGUGUAAACUGUAGAAUUAUCCUUUCUGAUAUGCAAGAAAAGGUUUCCUUUAAUGCUGAAAUUCUCGUAUUGUUAAGUUUAUUUUUUGGGAUGGGAAUAUGGUAUAUUAUGAAAUCAAUCAAGGGAAACUUGUGUUCAAUUUACUCAUGGAGUAUUACCUGCAACAAUGAUUUGCCAUUUCCAGUUUUAUAAAGCCAGGGGAGUCAACACUUGCUAAUGGUUAUUUGUCUUUUACUGUAAAAAUCAUUCAAGAUUGGGAGUUGGUUUUUACAGAAUUUAUUUUAGUUUGAUAAUCUAGGAAGCUAUAAGCUUAUAAACACACAUUCGAAUCUGUUCCUGGAACCAACCAGUACUGAGCAAUAAGUGUAAAGUGUCUUGCUAAAGGAAACAAUGGCUUUCCCAUGAAGGGGUUUUGAACCCGCAUAGCCUGU
Messenger RNA from Ruditapes philippinarum (Manila clam), 2094 nucleotides. RefSeq names its product nucleolar transcription factor 1-A-like. NCBI's taxonomy places the organism in Eukaryota, Metazoa, Mollusca, Bivalvia, Venerida, Veneridae. The record is from RefSeq and is a predicted model, not a curated record. Bases 156 to 758 code for a protein of 200 amino acids. The transcript is spliced from 8 exons.